AUGCACAGAGAUCAUUCUGGACCAGAAGUCCAGCGAGUGGCAGUAUUGCCAGUUGUAGAUGGCCUUGUAACUGUCUUUGGUGACGUUGUUGACACUGUUUCUCAGAUGAAUAGCCAGUUGACGAAUAUACUCAAACCCGACCUGGAACCCAAGAGUCUGGUCGACUCCAAACAGCUCAACGGCAGAGUUCUUCUGGAAGUUGAUCAUCGGCAUCGUGUGGAUAUUAGUUUGUCUGCAUUUCUUGAUGAAACUGGAGUAACUGGUCUUAAGCACCAGCUCCAAAAUGGCCUUAGGAUACUCUCUGCUGGAGUUGUUGAGGAACGCAAACGCAGCGAUCUGGGUCUCAACGUCCUCUGCAGAGCUCCACACGUUCACCACGGCGUUCAUCAUCUCCUUUAA
This is a messenger RNA of Ogataea philodendri, 399 nucleotides long. RefSeq lists its product as uncharacterized. NCBI's taxonomy places the organism in Eukaryota, Fungi, Ascomycota, Pichiomycetes, Pichiales, Pichiaceae. The record is from RefSeq and is a predicted model, not a curated record. The transcript has a single exon. Bases 1 to 399 code for a protein of 132 amino acids.